CGCGUGGUAGGCGUGGUUUGUGGCCUCGCAGACGCAUACUUGCAUCGUUGCUGUUCUCACAGUCUGUUGGAAAAGAUGAGAAAUUUAAAGCGUAAAACCAAAAGGAGUGUCGUGUGGGAUUAUUUCACCCUUGAAGACGAAACGGUUCGAUGCAGACUGUGCAAUGCAGUGUUGAAGUUCUGCGGCGGCACCAGCACGAUGCAAUAUCACAUCGGCAGACGACAUAGCAACACGGGGCUGCACGCCAUAAGGUCCGGUUCGCGGAGGUCUGAUUCGGCGGGGGAGAUAACACAGAGGGGGAAAACCUUUCCCCUCUCUUCCAGUUUAUCUGAUGAGCAAGUACUUCAGCUCUGUGCCAUGCUAGGUGAUGUGGAUCUGACUCUUCUCUACAAAGCGUCUGUUCAUGGAUAUAAUGCUGCUGCUUUCCACAAAAACUGUGAUCGUCAGGGUCCAACCUUACUCGUAGCCUACAACUCCUCAGGCUACAUCUUUGGUGGAUAUACGAGCGUGGAUUACGCCCAAAGUGGGAAGAAUAUUACUGACGAGCAGGCUUUCCUGUUUUACUUUCAAGGCAAGAUCCCGUUGUGCAUCAAAGUUAACAGUGGACAUCACGCACGUCUCGAUGACUCCGGAGGGCCCAGCUUUGGUCAACAGUUGCACUUUUGCUACGACAACCAACCGCUUUUGUGCAAUCAGGGAGGUUCUUCGUACAGUUUUAAUACUGAGACUAUAUACGGGAACGACACUCAGCUUUGUGAAUGUGAGGUGUACAAAGUGAAGCAGAUGUCCCAGGUCAGUGUUGAAGAUAAACCAUGGCGGGACAUGCUGUGGACAGCAGAGCGAAGAGAAGAGCUCGUGAAAAUAAUCAAAGAUCAUAAACCCCUGGCGUCAUCUGUGAACCGGGUUCGAAUCCUGAUGAUCGGUCCUGUAGGGGCUGGAAAGUCCAGUUUCUUCAACUCCAUCAACUCCAUCUUCAUGGGUCAUGUGACCAACAAAGCCAUGACAGGAUCUUCAAGCACCAGCCUCACCACACAGUUUCGCACAUAUCCACUGAAAGAUGGGCGUGAGGGAAAGCCAUUGCCAUUUGUGUUGUGUGACACUAUGGGACUGGAGGAGCAGACAGGUGCAGGUCUGGAUAUUGAGGACAUCAGCAGCAUUCUUCAGGGUCUCGUACCAGACCGAUAUAAAGUAAAAUGGUUCAAUCCUGUGGCACCAUUUGAACCCAAUGAGCAAAAGUCCUCCAGACCUCCAUCUCUACAGGAGAAGAUCCACUGUGUGGUGUUUGUGAUGGACGCCAACAUAAUCUCCCUCAUGUCCAACAAACUGAAAGAAAAACUCGCUACUGUACGCAGAAAGCUGAAUUCACUAGGUGUUCCUCAGAUCGUCUUGAUGACUAAAGUAGAUGAGGCGUGUCCUCUGGUGGAGGAGGAUCUUCAAAAUGUUUACGUCAGUUCCUACAUUAAGUCAAAGGUACAGGAGGUCAGCUCUCGACUGGGUGUUCCUGUGUCUUGUGUGUUACCUGUGAAGAAUUACAGUCAGGAGCUUGAACUGAACCUCAACUGUGAUCUUCUGCUUCUCACCGCUGUACAGCAGAUGCUUCGCUUUGCAGACGACUACUUUGAUGAUGUUUCUCCAAUAGAGGGCGAUCUCUCAUAAAGAGCCGCUGGUAGUUUUUUAGAUUUAUUAUCUCAGUUCAAAAUAUGUGUAUCAGCUUUCAACAAGACUGGCAUAAUAAAGUAUUAUCAUCUCUUUUAA
Molecule: messenger RNA, 1755 nt
Organism: Misgurnus anguillicaudatus (oriental weatherfish)
Lineage: Eukaryota; Metazoa; Chordata; Actinopteri; Cypriniformes; Cobitidae
Product: interferon-induced protein 44-like
Biological process (GO): immune response
Molecular function (GO): DNA binding; GTP binding
Source: RefSeq, a predicted model, not a curated record